GUUGUAGAUAAUCUAAUAUAUGCGUUAAGUAAUAACAAUAUUGGAGUUGUUUAUAUGGACUUCAGAGCAAAUAACAGCAAAAGCACCUAUUAUGAACAUCAAAGAAAAGGUCUUGACACAUCUGAAGAACGAACAAGUUUCAUACUUUGUGAGGCUUACGAAUGCGAAAAUAUUAUUUCUGAGUUAACAGAUAUAAAUUUCAUCCACCGUUCGAUGCUAUAUAUUUUCUACUGGGAACACGGGGCAGUUAGUACAAAGUUUUGCGACAGUAUCGAAGAAGCCAUGAGAGUGGUCGUUGUUACUCGAAGGAAACGUGUCUACCGCAUUUACUAUAACCAAGCCACACCAGAUCGCCUUAAUCACUUAUCCCUAGUGAAUUGGUGGGCAGGUCGUUUAUAUAAGAAUCCAGUGUUGCCAGCUGCGGACAAAGUGUACAAGAACUUUCGCGGGCGAGUUUUUAAUGUUCCUGUACUACACGCUCCUCCGUGGCACUUUGUUAAUUACAAAAAUUCUUCAGUUAACGUAACGGGCGGUAGAGAUGACAAGCUACUCGCACUGCUGGCUGGGAAAUUAAAUUUCAAAUACAAAUAUUACGAUCCACCAGUGCGAAGUCAGGGCUCAAUGAUAUCGGGUAACGGCACAUUCAAAGGAGUUCUUGGACUCAUAUGGAAACGGCAAGCUGAUUUCUUCCUUGGAGAUGUAACGAUUACAUGGGAAAGACUUCAAGCGGUGGAGUUCUCUUUCCUAACCCUAGCAGACUCGGCAGCUUUCCUCACUCACGCUCCAGACAAACUCAGCGAAACUCUUGUUAUCAUUAGACCCUUUCAAUGGCAGGUAUGGCCCCUGGUAUGCGCCACCUUGCUUGUAAUAGGCCCAGCUCUUUGGUUUGUGAUAGCAGCGCCCAUAUACUGGCAGCGGCGUCAACAAAAUAUGCUGCAACUAUUGGACGAAUGCUGUUGGUUCACAACUACGCUGUUCCUGCGACAAACCUCCCACAAAGAGCCCUCCCGGUCAAACAAGGCUCGAUUGGUUUCCAUAAUAAUAUCCCUCGGCGCCACUUACGUCAUUGGAGAUAUGUACUCCGCAAACUUAACUAGUCUAAUGGCCAAGCCGGCCAAGGAGCAACCCAUCGGCACGUUGGAGGGACUCGAAGAGGCUAUGAGGGAGAGGGGAUAUGAAUUAGUCGUGGAAAAACAUAGUUCUACGCUGACAAUAUUACAGAACGGAACAGGCGUAUAUGGCUCGUUGGCUCGCCUGAUGAAGCGUCAACGCAUACAGCGCGUGCGCAGCAUAGAAGUAGGUGUUCGUAUGGUGUUAUCCAGACGCCGCAUUGCUGUACUAGGAGGGCGCGAAACAUUGUACUAUGAUUCCGAACGAUUUGGCUCCCAGAAUUUCCACUUGAGUGAAAAACUUUAUACACGAUACUCGGCAAUCGCUCUACAAAUCGGCUGUCCCUAUUUGGAAACAUUCAAUAGUGUGGUAAUGACGCUCUUUGAAGCAGGUAUUCUCUCUAAAAUGACGACUGAUGAGUACAAGAAUCUUCCAGAAGCUUCUAGACGCUCCGAGAAAGUAACAGAGAGUGAGAAUAAAGAAAGUAUUGAAUCAGGAGACAGUGGUGCAACUUCACAGGUUACACAAAGUGAAUCUACAAUCGGCUUAGAACCCGUUUCACUCAGAAUACUGCGAGGUGCCUUUUGUCUCCUCGGUGUUGGAUAUUUAUCUGCUGCACUGGUUUUAUCCAUAGAGAUCCAAGUACACAAACGUAAGUCUACCAAACCCGAGGUUUUAGAAACUAAAAAAUGCAGAGCGUUAAGAAGAAUAAAAAUCCUCUUGAGACGACAAAUGAGGAGAAUGAUCAGGGCCUUUUACAGAUUUAUCGACAAUGCCCUCGCACCAAUGGUUUAG
This is a messenger RNA of Pieris napi, 1905 nucleotides long. It is a transcript of the gene Ir40a, whose product is annotated as ionotropic receptor 40a. NCBI's taxonomy places the organism in Eukaryota, Metazoa, Arthropoda, Insecta, Lepidoptera, Pieridae. The coding region runs from base 55 to 1905 and encodes 616 amino acids. The record is from RefSeq and is a predicted model, not a curated record. Gene Ontology annotation, molecular function: glutamate-gated receptor activity. Gene Ontology annotation, cellular component: membrane. The transcript is spliced from 14 exons.